AACCCUAAUCCUUUAUCCCCACUCAGCCGCCUCUCUCACACCCUCACCUCUCCCUCUCGAUUUUUUCUUAUCUCCCUCCGCCGGACCACUGACGCCGAACGCCAGCUCCCGCCGCCGUCGGUCUGUUCAGUGGUAAAGCAGGUAGCAAAGUUAUCUGUAGCGAUAAAAGAUGCCCAAGUCGAAGCGUGAUAGACCAGUUACUUUAUCGAAGACCAAGAAGAAAGGAAGAGAGCAUAAGAAAUCAAUGGUGGAUUUAAUUAGGCAGGCUGUGGAAAAUUACAACUCAAUUUAUGUUUUCACUGUUGAGAACAUGAGAAACCUCAAGUUCAAGGAACUCAGGGAGCAGCUAAAGUCAACUAGCAGAUUGUUUUUUGGAGCAAACAAAGUCAUGCAAGUUUCUCUUGGCCGAACUGUUUCUGAUGAAAUUCGACCGGGCCUUCACAAGAUUUCUAAGCUUCUGCAUGGAAAUACUGGACUUUGUUUCACGAACUUACCAAAAGAAGAGGUUGAGAGGUUAUUUAAUGAGUAUGAGGAUUAUGAUUAUGCAAGGACUGGAAGCACAGCCACAGAAAAGGUCGAGCUUAAGGAAGGUCCUCUAGAGCAGUUUAGCCAUGAGAUGGAGCCUUCUCUACGGAAGCUGGGGAUGCCCGUUCGUUUGAACAAGGGUGUUGUGGAGCUUGUAUCGGACUUUGUUGUUUGUGAAGAGGGCAAGGCUCUAUCACCAGAGUCAGCAGGCAUACUGCGUGCGUUGGGGAUAAGGAUGGCUAGUUUUCGCCUGAAUUUGGUGUGUAGAUGGAGCCCUGGGGACUUUCAACUUUACAUCGAGGGACUCGAUAAUUCCGACGUUGAAUCUGCCUAGAUCUCCUAAUUCAUUUCAUAGUUAUAAUAUGAUUUCUUUUUUCUUUUAAACGAUUGUAGAAAUUUUGCUCGAAUCCUCCAUUUUGUUGUCUUGGUUUAGUGAGGAUGAACGAAUGUAAUUAUGAGUUUGUAGAUUUACAUUUGUAUUGCUAUCCAAUGGUUAGACUCUGUGUUCUUCAAAGAUAAGAUAAUAUUCUCUUUCUUUUUUAGUUUCCGGGUAGGUUUGAACACUGCUUUUUGGUUGAAAUAUUGAGCUUGGCUUAUGUUGACUAAUAUAAGAUGGUAUUAUUGUAAAAA
Momordica charantia (bitter melon) is the source of this 1155-nucleotide messenger RNA. Its product is annotated as Ribosomal protein L10 family protein. Gene Ontology annotation, biological process: nuclear-transcribed mRNA catabolic process; rRNA processing; ribosomal large subunit biogenesis. Gene Ontology annotation, molecular function: RNA binding. The record is from RefSeq and is a predicted model, not a curated record. Gene Ontology annotation, cellular component: nucleolus; preribosome, large subunit precursor. NCBI's taxonomy places the organism in Eukaryota, Viridiplantae, Streptophyta, Magnoliopsida, Cucurbitales, Cucurbitaceae.